This is a messenger RNA of Physella acuta, 1137 nucleotides long. RefSeq lists its product as uncharacterized. Lineage: Eukaryota; Metazoa; Mollusca; Gastropoda; Physidae. The record is from RefSeq and is a predicted model, not a curated record.
AAAAGUUUAUAGUUACCACAAGAACGGCUGAUUUUUACGUGAAUUUUUAACUUUUUAAAACUAAAUUAUCAAGUGUAAGUUUGUGGUUUAUUUCCGCAUGUGGACGUUCGAUAAGAUGUUCCGCUACUCCAGGAGAUACAGCGACUCCAACUCCCGCUCUAGCUCGGCUAGGUCCAGCAAGUCCAGCAAGUGUAGCACGUGCAGCGAGACGGGACUGGUCGACAACCUGCAGCUGGCCCGUGACCUGAGCGUGUCAAAGCUGAGUGAGGUGAGCCUGAAGGCUGAACUACGUCACCAAGGUGAAGGUGAGCAUCAGACAGACAACCAGGACAGGGAUGCUGAUUCUACACCUGACCAGGUAGAUUCCUUUAUUCCCGAUGCCACACCUGACCAGUCUGAGCUAAUCCCAGACACGGUGCAGACGUUUGUCCAGCCGGCCUUAUCUAAGAUGACGCUGAGCUACAGGAGAGGUAGAAAUGCAUUUGGGAUGCUUUUUUCAUGUGUUUUCCUUUUUGCUUUGACUUCAUUGGCGUUUGGAGCACCAGUAAAUACAGAGUAUGAUAGGACCAGAUUUUCUUUUACCUUACCAGAAGGUUUGAUUCCCAACCAAUCCUUUAUUGAAAAGACAAUGUUAAAACAUCAGACAUUCGCCGAAGAGAUUUUGCUGAAACAGCAGGCCUUCAUCAAACAGGAGCUUUUAUCAUUUCGGGCAUUGAUCCAAGAGGCAAUCACACCGCUAAUCGCAAUCUUGCAGGCAGCAACAGUGGUAGUAGCCGGACUAGCUGCGCUCAAUGUUUACCUGAAUUACAGACGAUAUCAGCUUGAGCAGAUUCGAACAGCAACAAUGCAUCAGUUUUUCCAACAAAUAAUCAUAGCGAAUCAGCAGCCUAGGUACAGAAGAAAUCGGCAGAUGGGUUUCGAGGUGUAAUGUUCGCUACACUGUAUUUGAUUGGUACUAUGAAAGGAUCAGUUGGUCUAACCAGCCAUCCACAGGGGUCAAAGGUGAAUCAAGAUGGCGGAAUUUCCAUUUGUGAGCGUCUGACGUGUGCUGUACACAUUGCUAAGUCCACCAAUGGUGGGGGCGUGUUCUACAUUGUUGUGGUUGGUCAUACAAGGGGAGGAAAUAAAUAUUUGAAC